This is a messenger RNA of Cannabis sativa, 459 nucleotides long. RefSeq lists its product as uncharacterized. The record is from RefSeq and is a predicted model, not a curated record. NCBI's taxonomy places the organism in Eukaryota, Viridiplantae, Streptophyta, Magnoliopsida, Rosales, Cannabaceae. The transcript has a single exon. The coding region runs from base 1 to 459 and encodes 152 amino acids.
AUGGCCAGGUUUUGGUGGGGCUCCUCGGACUCAAAACACAAAAUCCAUUGGGGGAAAUGGCACAAAUUAUGCAAGCCUAAGGAGAAAGGAGGCAUGGGAUUCAAAAACUUGGAAAAAUUUAACCAAUCCUUAUUGGCUAAGCAAGGUUGGAAAAUUUUACAUAAUCCCCAUUCUAUGCUGGCUCGGGUGUUAAAGGCUUGCUACUUCACCAACUCUAGCUUCUUGGAGGCUAAAAUAGGAGGAGUCGGAUCAUUUGUUUGGAGAAGCAUAUUAUGGGGUAGGAAAAUCAUAGAAAAAGGAACAAGAUGGAGGGUUCUCUCAGGAAAAGACAUUCGUAUUAAUGAAGACAAAUGGCUUCCCCGUCCCUUAACCUUUACAUUGCGUACUCCGGCAAAGGUCCCUAAAGGAACCACGGUGGAUACACUAAAGGAUGAGAAUGGAGACUGGAAUAGAAACUAA